Messenger RNA from Drosophila obscura, 2063 nucleotides. RefSeq names its product equilibrative nucleoside transporter 1 (gene Ent1). Bases 303 to 1751 code for a protein of 482 amino acids. The transcript has 5 exons. Gene Ontology annotation, cellular component: plasma membrane. Gene Ontology annotation, molecular function: nucleoside transmembrane transporter activity. NCBI's taxonomy places the organism in Eukaryota, Metazoa, Arthropoda, Insecta, Diptera, Drosophilidae. The record is from RefSeq and is a predicted model, not a curated record. Gene Ontology annotation, biological process: nucleoside transmembrane transport.
CACGGUCACACUAAUCGUAAACGCGUAAUUUUUAUUUACAUUUUUUUAAAUCUAGUUUCCUCCGCCUCGCUACACUACCCUACCGACUAUCUGCACUACAUGAUAACACUAUCAGCAAUAAAAUACAAGAACAAACACAUACAGGAAUUAUUGCAACACUACACCACUCGAUGAGACGCAACAGCUGUUUAUGUGCUGCUGCGGUUCGAGGCGUUUAAUUGCAUGAAUGAAUUCGAUUCUGAGUGCAAGUCAACAGCACAGCAGAACAAUAGAAGCCAGCUCAGGGCCAGUCAGAGACCCAAAUGCAACGAAACGAUGACGAGGAGCGCCUCAUUGAAAGCGCGGAGCAGGACGAUGAGGAGAUUCUUGGUGGCGAGGGAAGUUUCGUUCCCGCCUUUCGACCCCAUGGUCAGGACUACGACAUGGCGGACGAACGCUGCCUGCUGGAGCGCCCGGAGGACGAAGUGGUCCUUGUGUCGAAUGAGCCCACAUCGGGAAAGCUCUAUACCUACGUGGUCUUCUACCUGCUUGGAAUUGGAACGCUGACACCGUGGAACUUCUUUGUGACAGCGGAAGAUUAUUGGAAGUACAAAUUCCGCAAUACCACGCUCAAUGACACUGAUCCGGACGAGGAGCUCACGCCGCUGCAGAAGAGCUUCACCUGUGAUUUGGCUCUCACGGCCACCAUCGCUGGCACUACCUUCCUGCUGCUCAACGCCAUUUAUGGCAAUCGGAUCUCACUUAGGGUCAAAAUGCUGGGCACGCUGUGGUGCAUUCUCGUUCUGUUUGGCGUGACGACGGGCUUUGUGGAGGUCAACACGGAUGCCUGGCAGGAGCAGUUCUUCCUGAUCACACUGAUCAUUGUGGUCCUACUGAACUCCGCUGCGGCCACCAUUUCGGGCGCCCUGUACGGCAUCGCCGGCCUGUUCCCCUCAGAGUUCAUGACUGCCGUGGUCAGUGGACAGGCCUUGGGCGGUAUACUCACCGCUCUGGCCUUCAUCCUGGUGCUAGCUUUUGACACGGGCCCUAACACGACGGCCUUCAUCUUCUUCAUUGUGGGUGGCGUGCUCAUACUGCUCUGCAUUGUCUGUUACGUGAUCUUGGUGCAGAAGCCGUUCUUCAAGUAUUAUCUGGACGGCGGCGACAAGUACAAGGUGAUAAGCGCGAUACCCUCGCACAGCCGUAGCGAGGAGACGGAGGGCGUGCCUCUUGAGCCGAUUAUGCGGAAAGUUAUGACUAAAAUAUAUCUACACGCCGUCUGCAUAGCACUGCUCUACACGACCACGCUGUCCGUCUAUCCAGCGGUGACUGUGCUGAUGCAGUCGGAGCACUCUGACAGCCACACCACAUGGACGGAUGUUUACUACAUGCCUGUGGUCAACUAUCUGUUCUUCAACUGCGGCGACUACUUUGGACGGCUCCUGGCUGGCUGGCUGGAGCGUCCCAGCAAUGAGCAAACCUCGCUGCUGCUGACCGUAGUGCGCGUGGCCUUUAUUCCGUUCUUCUUGUGCUCCAACACCAACGAGCACAACUUUAUGCCUACUCUGGUGGAGCACGAUUACUCAUUCAUCGCAAUGAUGAUUGUGUUUGCCUUGUCCAACGGGUAUUUAACUAAUAUACUGCUCAUCAUGGCGCCCAGGAGCGUCAAGCAGCACGAGAAAGAGUUGGCGUCCUCCAUUAUGGCUGCUGCUCUCAGUGUCGGCAUGGCGGUGGGCUCCCUGCUGAGCCUCUGUUUCGUGCAGAUGUUGUGACCUGAAUGUGACCCACGAUGUAACUGUUGUUGCCGAUUGGUGCCUUAGCUAAUUCUAUGUAUAAGUUUUAUGCUUUUAUGUUACCUGAUCCUCUUCAUUUCGUUAUUGUUAAGCAUUUAGAUCAAGACCUUGUACUGUCUCGUUUCGAUUUAAAAUCGGUUGUGUGAUUGUCUUAGUAGCUCCCAAAUUCGCCAUUAAUCUGAGAGAUUCUUUUAUAUCACAUGUACAAUAACAUUUAGUUUGUAAGUUUGUCAAUUUUUUUGAAUAAUAUCCUAGAAAUAAAGAAACGUUUAAAUCAUGUUUUAAACAAAA